Cervus elaphus (red deer) is the source of this 2363-nucleotide messenger RNA. RefSeq names its product glial cells missing transcription factor 1 (gene GCM1). Gene Ontology annotation, cellular component: nucleus. NCBI's taxonomy places the organism in Eukaryota, Metazoa, Chordata, Mammalia, Artiodactyla, Cervidae. The coding region runs from base 263 to 1564 and encodes 433 amino acids. Gene Ontology annotation, biological process: cell differentiation involved in embryonic placenta development; gliogenesis; regulation of transcription by RNA polymerase II. The record is from RefSeq and is a predicted model, not a curated record. The transcript is spliced from 6 exons. Gene Ontology annotation, molecular function: RNA polymerase II cis-regulatory region sequence-specific DNA binding; DNA-binding transcription activator activity, RNA polymerase II-specific.
GCAUAGUGUACCUUGACCUGGAUUAGGGAACAGCAGUCUCUGCGUAGAAAAUGACCAGAACUUGCUGGGACCUGAAUCAGAGAGGACAUUUUUCUGAAGCAGUUUUGUCUACAUCUCCAGAAGUCAGAGUGUUGGAAAGCAGUCUCCUGGUCUAAACUGCUUGGGUGGACUGAUCCAACUGUAAGAGCCUUUGAGAGCAAAAUUCUCAAGUGCCUCUAGAGCAGCUGGAUAGACAGAAACGCGUGGGUGACCUGACUUCAUCAUGGAACCUGAGAACGCUGACUCUGCAGACAAAGAACUAAGCUGGGACAUUAAUGAUAUGAAACUGCCGCAGAACGUGAAAAAAACAGACUGGUUCCAGGAGUGGCCCGAUGCCUACGAGAAGCACAUCUACAGCUCCGACGACAGGAACGCGCAGCGCCACCUGAGCAGCUGGGCCAUGCGCAACACCAACAACCACAACUCCCGAAUCCUCAAGAAGUCCUGCCUGGGCGUGGUGGUGUGCGGCCGCGACUGCUCGGUCGCCGAGGGCCGCAAGGUCUACCUGAGGCCAGCCAUCUGCGACAAGGCCCGGCAGAAGCAGCAGAGGAAACGCUGCCCCAACUGCGACGGGCCCCUGAAGCUCAUCCCCUGCCGGGGCCACGGGGGCUUUCCCGUCACCAACUUCUGGAGGCACGACGGACGCUUCAUAUUUUUCCAGUCAAAGGGAGAGCAUGACCAUCCAAAGCCAGAAACCAAAUUGGAAGCUGAGGCCAGAAGAGCAGUGAAGAAAACGCACUCAGCGUCUUCCUCAGUCUCCUCGAAGCUGAAACAGAGCCCAGACAUAAAGCCUCUUCCAGGUGAAACACAAAGUUGGGAAAGUUUAACUUGGUCUUUCCAGGAAGCUGUCCAAUUGCCUCCUAGUUACAGCGGACAUGUGAUAGGUUACACUCCCCAGCAGAAGGCAUGGAAUGAUGGCUCAUCCUUCCCCGAGAGCUAUGGUUUGGGGGGUACCUCUGAGCUGGCAAACCUCACUCCCACCCUGGGUCCCCCUCAGCUCUACGACAAAUGGGAUUUGUCCCACAGUCGGGUCUCCAGCAGCGGAGACCUGCUCCAGCCCUCCAUCUCUGGAGUCUUCUCUGAUUACAGUGAUCUGCAGACAUGGAAUAAGAACGUGGCUUUGGGACGAAGUCCUCUGAAUGACAACAGUUGUCCCAGUUACCCUUUUCCUCUGACCAGCUGGCCCUACGACUUCUCCUCUUCCCAGAGCUCUUCAGAACCCUUCCACCAGCCGGUUCCAGUGGAACCACCAGCAGCCAAAUCCAGCUAUCCACCCAUAUGGCCAAAUCAAGCGGGUGAACUUUAUGAAGAGAAGGUGCCUGUGGAUUUUAACAGCUACCACCCUCCCACCACAUGCCAUUCACCCCAGGAAGACCCCCUUCUCCUCACCCACACUUCUCAGCCUUAUCACCAAUAUGCCCUGCCUGGCAAGAGCAACAAAUGGGAUUUUGAUGAAGACAUGGGGUGCCUGGGUUUGGAUCACUGCAAUAAUGAGAUGCUUCUAAACCUCUGUCCUUUAAGAUGAUCCAAAUCAGAGCCCUUAUGCACUGCCGAUGGGAGUGGCAUUUGGUGCAGCCACUGUGGAAAACAGUAUGGAGGUUCCUCAAAAGAUUAAAAGUAGAACUAUCUACCAGAUGAUCCAGUAAUCCCACUCCUAGAGGAAUAAUAGAAUGAAACCAAAUCACUGUCCUGAAGAGACAUCUGCACCACCAUCUUCACUGCAGCAUCAUUUACAGUAGCCAAGACAUGGAAACAAGCUAAGACAGGUGCAUGGGUAAAGAAAAUGUGGUGCGUGUAUAUAUAUAUAAAUAUAUAUAUAUAUACCAUUUAGCUGUAAAAAAGAAGGAAAUCAAGUCAUUUUCAACAAUAUGGAUGGACCCUGAGGGCAUUAUGCUAAGUGAAAUAAGCCAGAAAGAGAAAAACAAAUAUUGUUAUGAUCUCGCUUACAUGUGGAAUAUUAAAAAAUCCAAAUUUAUAAGAAAUAGAGAUCAGAUUUGUGAUUUUCAGAGGUGGAGGGUGAGGGGUGGGAAAACUGGGUGAAAGUGAUCAAGAGGUAGAAACUUCCAGUUUUAAUCUAAAUAAGUUCUGGAGAUGUGAGGUACAACAUGGUGACUAUAGUUAAUAAGACUGUACCAUAUAUUUGAAAGUUAAGAAAAUAGAGCUUAAAAAGUAUCGCAAGGGGGGAAAAAUGUAACUGGUGAUGAAUAUUAACCACUCUUAAUGUGGUUAACAUUUUGCAGUAUAUGCAUGUAUCAGGGCAUUAUGGUGUACACUUUAAACUUAUACAAUGUUAUUUGUCAAUUAUAUCAAUAAAAUUAUAUCUC